AAUUUAUAUGUUAUUUUCUUGCACCACAAACACUAUACCAAACGAUGCGCCUGUCGAUAGUCCGACGAUAAAUAUCGCCCAACAACAGCUGUUGCUGCUGUGUUUUGUUUAUAAACGUUUUCGGUGGCUUUUACAUUAUUGCAACGACGCCAUGGAUGCGAAGAAAAUCUCUUUUGGUUUUAGUAAGAUUACUAAAAAACCACUUAUCUUGGCCACGAAGGCGGUCCACGAGGCGAACAAAGUGGAACUGAUAAAAUGCCUUGAGGGCAAAGAAAUCAAACUUGUGGCCGAAAAGCAGGAUGCAACUCCAUUGGUAAUAGCCAUGCCAACAAAUCAAAAGACUUCAUCGGCCAUAGCAAGUCUUAUGAAAAGGCGCGCAGUACUUCUCGGCGAGGAGGAUGAGGAGCCUGAAGAGACGACAGCAGAACCACAAUCAAUAGCUCAGGUUACAGCCAGUGCCAAUGGAAGUUUAGAAGAAAGAGCAGCUCGAGAAUUACUUGCCGCAGCCUUAACAAAUGACAAUGAAAAUUUGGACAACGGCAAUCUUGUUCUUCCAGCGCUGAAGGCCGAUGAGUUGCCACUAGAUGGAGCAAAAGAGUCCUCCAUAGAUGAUUACGAAUCGAUACCCAUACAACAUUUUGGGUUAGCCAUGUUGCGCGGCAUGGGUUGGGUGGAUCCACCGCCAAAAAAAAAGGGAACUUUGCCCGCUGACGAUGCGCCUUUUCUACGGCCCAAGGGCAUGGGAUUGGGUGCGGACAAGGCCCUUAAGUCUGCUAAAACUCUUUUGGUCCAGCCGGAGACAAACGAAGUUUUGGAGAUAAAAAAGAAAGCCUUUGUGCGCAUAUUAGGAGGAAAGCAGAAGGAUCAAUAUGGACAAAUUGAGGGCUUCGACGAUCAUGCAGGGCGUGUCAUUGUGAAAAUGGCUAUUGGUGGUGCUCAGGAGACCUUCAACGAGUUUCUCUGUCAGCCGGUGUCAAAGAAGGAAUUUGCACAGUACGGAAAAUGCAUUAAUACUGCAAAGUAUGAGAAGUAUAAAAAACAUGAAAAUGAGCAUGGCCAAAUCAUUGUUAAACAAGAACCAAUAUCCACGAAUAAAACUGAGCGUAUUGAUCGAAAAGCUUACAAAACAGAAGAACGCUCGGAUUAUAAAAGGGAUGCCCCAAAAUUCAGCAGCUCCACCAGCAACAGUCGUUACAGUGAUCGCGAUCAAGAAUCGCGGUGCAGUAGCACUUCACAACAAUCAAGUUCCCAAGCUCGGUAUAGGGAGGACCGUGGCCGAAGGAGUUGUGAACGGCGACGCUCACGUUCUCCUGCCAAGCCAAGCAGCAGUAGUAAUGCAAGCCGGCGUCAGCAAAGCAGCUCUGACGAAGCUGAGGAUACGGGCGAAUCAACAGAAAGUGAUUCGGAUUCGGCAUAUGAGCGCAAACAUAAAAAAAAGUCUAGCAGUAGUAGAUCUAAGAAAAAAAAGUCAAAGAAACCCAAAAGCAAGUUACACCGUCAUCGUCGUAAUAGUGAUGAUUCCAGCAGUGAACACAGCGUGUCCUACGAGGAUGAGCGAUCAAAGCACAGAAACAAGCACAAGAAGAAAACAAAGAAGAGUAAGCAUGCACGCUCCAGGACGCGAUCAAGGUCGCGAGAACGCGGUCGUGGCAGAUAGUAGUGAAUAAAACUUGUCACAGUUUUCUUUCAUUUCAAAACUUUAUGUAUUUUAAAUUAAAAUAUCAUUAGACUCUUAAGUUUUUAUCUUACGUGGGAUUAUCAUUAAAUUUCAAUUAACUCACAAAUUAA
This is a messenger RNA of Scaptodrosophila lebanonensis, 1788 nucleotides long. Its product is annotated as G-patch domain and KOW motifs-containing protein. Gene Ontology annotation, biological process: mRNA splicing, via spliceosome. Gene Ontology annotation, cellular component: spliceosomal complex. NCBI's taxonomy places the organism in Eukaryota, Metazoa, Arthropoda, Insecta, Diptera, Drosophilidae. The transcript has 3 exons. Bases 8 to 1657 code for a protein of 549 amino acids. The record is from RefSeq and is a predicted model, not a curated record.